Messenger RNA from Guillardia theta CCMP2712, 1017 nucleotides. RefSeq lists its product as hypothetical. The record is from RefSeq and is a predicted model, not a curated record. The coding region runs from base 1 to 1017 and encodes 338 amino acids. Lineage: Eukaryota; Cryptophyceae; Pyrenomonadales; Geminigeraceae. The transcript has a single exon.
AUGGAUGUUGCCGAGAUGAGAGAAAUCAAACAGUUUGUUUUGCAGUUACGACAGAACCAGGCCAUAUGGCAAGUUCAAAAGGAGAAGACGCUACGAUGCAAUACGAGCAUGAGGCCCAGAGCGACCUUGAAAGAGAUGUUUUGCAGGCUUCAAAUAUUUUGCAGACGGUAUGGAUAUGAAGAAGUUCCUUUGUUGGCCAACCGCAAUGAAGAGGGGGAGGAAACAUUCACUCCUUGGGAGAUGGAGCGAAGAAUAGCUGAUGGACUAAAUAACUUUGAUGAAUACAAGAUCCGCUUUCAAUUCGACGAAUGGUUAUCCAAUCCUGUCGUCUCUCCCAUUAGUAAGAAGCUGUUGAUUUUCUCGCCGUGCAUCAAUCUCUUGCUGAAGAAUGUAAGACAUUCCAUUGGAUCAGGGAAGUCGCAGUCAUCAUCAAGGGAAGCAAAGAUAUGUAAUAAAGCUUACAGCGAUAUCGCCAAGAAGAAUGCUGCGUGGAUGACUCAGAUGGAAGUCGACGGGACCGCCGAUCCACAAUCGGUGGAUAUCAUGCUGAAGAUGUUCAGUGACAAGGCCAUCAGUCUACUGAAGGCAGAAGGGCAUGAAGCGACAGCAAGAAUGGCAGAGGCUAUGUCUGGCCUGCACAAAGCAUUCGAUGAAAGAGGGCUGAAAGUUUCAGAGCGGAUACGUCUAGUACAAGAGGGUCGAAGAUGGCUUUUGGAAGGCAUCGACUGGACCAGUGUCAGCCACAAAUAUGUCAAAGGACUAUCCUCUGUCACAUUUGAAGGGUUCAUAGUUGCAAUUGAUACUCAUGUGCCUGUACAACAGUAUGUGAGGGAUAAGAAUCAUACGCUGGGUGAUAGAGACUAUGACUUCAAUUCACGAACUCUCUGUACGGAUAGUGUAGAGAAUCUUUGGUCCUUGACCGGCCAUCUGAACAAGAAGAAUUUUCUGAGAAAAUUCAAUCAGGCAUGCACGGAAGUAUCUAAAAAGGUGGAUCCAAACCUGCCUUUUGUAUCCUAA